CGGUAUGGUUCACAUGCAGCUUACACGCUGAUGAGCGACACGAGACAGAACUUCAUCCGCAACAAAAAACCAAGGAAACAGGGACGAGGAAGAAGGCUCCAUAUGCAUGGACGCGUGGGUUUAGCGAUUGGGGUAUCCGGGAUGCAUUAAUGGGGCCCAAUCAAUCUGUAGCUUGAUGGUGCAUGAUCCGAUAGGAUUUGAUGAGUGUCUAUUCCAUGCUUGUACUCUUCUUAUCACUAUGUCUUCUCCGGCUCCCCCAAAUACGAGCACAGCCUCCUUCGUGCUGUCGCCGUGGACAUAGGACAUACUCGGAUUCCAAGGGUCCUCAGCGCCAAGCUAAUACGUACUGCAGUCGGGCUGCCCAGCCCACACAUGUCAUAAUAUGGGGUUUCCGUUGCACACCAGCACAUCAAGACCAUAGAGAAUCGUGAUCGCAGCAAUCAAAAUAUGAAAGAAGUUCUUCUUCUGGCGGAGGUGAGGCUGACCUCGCGGUGAGUCUAAGGAGAUAUGACGGCGAAAAGAGGAUGGAGAAAGCUAUUUUCGAGUCUCGACUGGAGAUAUCCUUGCGAUAACAAAGGGACCAGUGAAUGAUUGCCAGGUCCUUCGUUCCGUCGGAGACAAUCAGCAAUGGGUUUAAGAAACUGGGCCAAGGGAUGACCAGGAUUGAACAGUACUAUGGUCCGACGAGCACGCUCAAACGACGAGUGGGCGAUACUAGCUCAACGUGUUCAACCCUCCAGGUGAAGGUUUGAUAAGGACCUCGGCGAUCGGG
Suillus clintonianus is the source of this 772-nucleotide messenger RNA. RefSeq lists its product as uncharacterized. NCBI's taxonomy places the organism in Eukaryota, Fungi, Basidiomycota, Agaricomycetes, Boletales, Suillaceae. The record is from RefSeq and is a predicted model, not a curated record. The transcript is spliced from 2 exons. Bases 201 to 431 code for a protein of 76 amino acids.